Molecule: messenger RNA, 3471 nt
Organism: Mesoplodon densirostris (Blainville's beaked whale)
Lineage: Eukaryota; Metazoa; Chordata; Mammalia; Artiodactyla; Ziphiidae
Gene: IMPACT
Product: impact RWD domain protein
Exons: 11
Coding region: 131-1087 (318 amino acids)
Biological process (GO): regulation of translational initiation
Cellular component (GO): cytoplasm
Molecular function (GO): protein binding
Source: RefSeq, a predicted model, not a curated record
GGCUUGCGGUUCCGGGUCAGGCCGCGCUGCGGGUAGCGCUGCUGGCCGCGCUUGGCUCACAGUCGCAGCACCCCGCCCCCGCGCUCCGGACCUGGGCAGGCGGUGGCCGCUCGGCUGCUCCCGGGGCCACAUGGCUGAGGGGGAUGCAGGGAGCGACCAGAGGCAGAAUGAGGAAAUUGAAGCAAUGGCAGCUAUAUAUGGCGAGGAAUGGUGUGUCAUUGAUGACUGUGCCAAAAUAUUUUGUAUUAGAAUUAGCGACGAUAUAGAUGACCCCAAAUGGACACUCUGCUUGCAGGUGAUGCUACCGAAUGAAUACCCAGGUACAGCGCCACCUAUUUAUCAACUGAAUGCUCCUUGGCUUCAAGGGCAAGAACGUGCAGAUUUAUCGAAUAGCCUUGAGGAAAUAUAUAUACAGAAUAUUGGUGAAAGUAUUCUUUACCUGUGGGUGGAGAAAAUAAGGGAUGUCCUAAUACAAAAAUCUCAGAUGACAGAACCAGGCCCAGACGUAAAGAAGAAAACUGAAGAGGAAGAUAUUGAAUGUGAAGAUGAUCUCAUUUUAGCAUGUCAACCAGAAAAUCCAGUUAAAGCAUUGGAUUUUGAUGUCAGUGAAAAUCGAACAGAAAUAGAAGAACUACCUCCGAUUGAUCAUGGCAUUCCUAUCACAGACCGAAGAAGUACUUUUCAGGCACACUUGGCUCCAGUAGUUUGUCCCAAACAGGUGAAAAUGGUUCUUGCCAAAUUGUAUGAGAAUAAGAAAAUUGCUAGUGCCACCCACAACAUCUAUGCAUACCGAAUAUAUUGUGAGGAUAAACAGACCUUCUUACAGGACUGUGAGGAUGACGGGGAAACAGCAGCUGGGGGGCGUCUUCUCCACCUCAUGGAGAUUUUGAAUGUGAGAAAUGUCAUGGUGGUGGUAUCACGCUGGUAUGGAGGGAUUUUGCUAGGACCAGAUCGCUUCAAACAUAUCAACAACUGUGCCAGAAACAUUCUAGUGGAGAAGAACUACACAAGUUCACCGGAGGAAUCAUCUAAGACUUUGGGAAAGAACAAAAAAGUAAGAAAAGACAAGAAGAGGAGUGAACAUUAAUACCUGAAACUGUAUGAAAGGUUAAUUUGCCUAUAAUCAUAUACAAAUUCCACAGUCAUCAAGGAAUAUGUUGUGCAGAGAGAGAAUCCUGGACUGUUCAAGUCAGCCAAUUCAUUGGGGACACCAAUAUUAUGUUUUCUUCUUUGGCUAUAUCAUCUGCCAAAAAUAGAGAACUUGUGAUAUUUUCAUGAGUGUUUCAGGCUGAUUCAGAAGGAUUAAUUUGAACUUAAUCACCACUUCAUACAAUUUUAGGAAGGUAACAGUUGCCCAGGGCAGUACCUGAAUUAACUGUGCAUUUCAUUACAUGUCAAGUGCCUUUGUUAGGUGGGGAAGAAGUGUCUCUAGAGGAAUAUAAAUACCUGAUUUCUUGUCAUUGGGAUUCUCGUUCUGUUAAAUGAAUAUUACCUUUUACUGCUCUUUACUGUUCCGUAUGGCUUACUGAAGAUUGAUCUUAGAGAGUUUCUUCUUGUGAUUUUAGUUCAUAAGUAUGUCAUCUUUCAUAUUAUAGCGCUCAUGGAGUGAUGGAUUAAGUGAAAAUCCAGGAGUAUCCAUCUGCAGUUAUGUGCUGAAGUGAUAAUUCAUCUAACAGAUUCGUUAGCAUAAGUGUUAUGCCUCAGUUUCUGUCGCGAAUUGGUGAUUGUGAAAUUUCAAAAAGUGAUAUUCUAGUCUCUACUUUUUUUGUUUAAUUCUUGUACUGUUAAGCAAUAAAUAUGGUGUGCCAGUAGUCUCCUCCCACUGCCAAAAUGUGUUAGUGUAAUAUUCUGGUUUCUUUUAACAACCUGGAAGUACUUUCUUGUGAUCUUCAUUGAGAAAUUAGAACUAUGCCAGAAGCUGUGCUAUGGUUAAGGGAACAUUUAUGGAAUGGGGUAGAGGUGGCAGAACACCAUUGGUGUAAGGUGAGAGUGUGUUGUGUAGUUCUGUAAAUGGGAUGCACAUUUCCCAUCCACACUCCUCCAGCUAUCUUUCUCAACUCCAUGACUUUGUGGGGAGAAGGAGCAAAUCUUUGAUUGGAAAAACAGAGAAAAUCCCUCUUUUUUUCCAUCGUGCUUUCAUCAGUGCUUUAUAAAAGUUUCUUCUUUCAUCUGCAAGUUGUGCAGUUUACCUCUAGGCAUCUAGACAAUAAAUUUAUCCAUGAGAUAUAAGUCAUUAACUGUUCCCUUUUACAUAAUGAUUGCAAACAAUUAUUAAAAAUUAUUGAUUGGUCACAGAUUUACUUGAGAUUCCCUUCCAGAGAGAGGGAACAGAAAUAAGGAAGCAAUUUGGGAUGGUGCUGGAGCAUGGAAAACAUCAGAGAAGAGUGGACACAGAUUUUUUUUCUAUUCUCUGAUGCUUUACCUUUAAGAGAUCUAACAUCCUAACUUGGUAUUUUUAAUAAGAAUCUAGUAAACAGCUUUACACUAGGAUGGAUUCUGAGAAGUAAAAUCUGUAUUUGUUGUGUGUUUAAUUGUAGUAACCUAUAUUUAUUUAAAACACUUACCUCAGAGUCCAUGAAAAAAUUAAGUAUGUUUUAUGUAUUAACUGUUAAAAUAAUUAAAGAACUUAAAGACCAUUAAUUAACAUUAAAAUAAUUUCACAAUUUUGGCAUAUCAAAACCUGUGAAAGAAGAUAUAAAACAGUAAGAAUUGCUGCUACAGAAAAAUGAAUGUGAGUUAAUUUUUCUGCAACACCAAAUUUGAAUUCCCUUUUAGCUGUUUUAUCUAACAUAUGUUUAGGUCUUUAUAGAAAACCUUUUUAUCUCUGAUCCCAUUUUCCCUCAUUAAAAAAAAUAUUUUUGCUUCUUCCUUUUAUUAACCACAUUUUCCAGCCUAAAAAAACCUAAUAUCCUUUGCCCAAAGUCAGAUAGUAAAAAGGAGAGACCCAAAAGUCUCCAAUUCUGGAACGUGAGUUAUUUUACACUCUUCAUUAUGGACCCCUAACUAGUUAUAGUAUCUUUUUGUCUAUUUAAAAUUUCUCUUGAUUAGAAGGUUUUCAAAUUCUCCAAAUAAUAAUUUUCCAUAGCCAGAUCUAUGCUGUGGCAUAUUUGAUAGUAUAUUGUGUUAGUUAGAAAUAUUCUCCAUAUGCCAGUUUGUAAGAGCAAGUAGCAUCUUGCUACUUGCUCUUAAAAAGUAGCAAGUAAUGGGAAUAGCAGUAUGAUUUGGAGGUAUAUAUCAUGAAACAUUUGAUAUAUACCUAUUUGAAGAGACAUUAUAUCAAACUAAUCACAACCAAGAAAGAAUAGCAUGAAGCAGAUACUGCUUGAAGGCAGGCAAAAUUUAUUGCAGAAAUUGUAUAGUCACCUAUAAUUCCACUGUCUAGAGAUAACCAUUAUUAACAUUUGGUAUGUACGUCCUUCUAUUUUUUUCCUAUGCAUGAUUUUGUAUAUAUGACUAUUUUUCUUUCCAUAA